AUGGCAAAGCUCACAGAACGUGAGUUGGAUCGGACCUAUGCUUCUUUAAAAUGUGAUACACCAGUUCAGGGCCAUAAGAAGUCCGGCAACUAUGAAUGCAAUUCUCAGCGGUCUUUUGAGACUAAGCAAGCAAAAGUGUCUGGAGUGGCACGUACGACUCUCCAUGCUCUCCAAACUCGUUCGUCCAACUUGCGGUCAAGGUGGAUAGGCUCAAUGAUAGACUUGACCAAGGCCAAUGUCUGCAAGCUCCUGGUGCGGUAG
This is a messenger RNA of Penicillium angulare, 261 nucleotides long. RefSeq lists its product as uncharacterized. NCBI's taxonomy places the organism in Eukaryota, Fungi, Ascomycota, Eurotiomycetes, Eurotiales, Aspergillaceae. Bases 1 to 261 code for a protein of 86 amino acids. The record is from RefSeq and is a predicted model, not a curated record. The transcript has a single exon.